AGAGACAAAUGACAGUUCUCUACAUCGUGUGCGGUUUUCGGCAAGUGUUCGAAAUAAAAUUCGUAUUACUUGCUAUUCAUAAAUUACACAGUGUAUCAACAUGAAAGUUCUGUGUAAUAAAACGAAUCCACCGCUUGGGGGUCUACUAGCAGUAGAGUUCUACAGAUCUUCGGCUAAAAAUGUAGAUAUCGUAUGGGGCAAUGAAUCAUCUGUUACACUUUUAAAUUCACCAAAGCCAGUGCCAUAUGGAACCAGCAAUGAUUUGAUUAGAAUUCUUGAAAAUAAUUUUAAUAAAUCCGUUGGACCCCUAGAAAAGGUUACGAUGAAUCACUGGCUGUCCCUCAGCCUAAUUCUAAUUGAAGAAAUGCCUAAAUCUCUAGAAUAUCUUGAUAAGACUCUUGGUCCUAUUACUUAUUUACAUGGGGAAGCUUUAUCUGUUUCCGAUUUAGCUGUGUUUAGUGCUUUGUAUGCGUCUAAUAAAUUCCAAGAAUUGUCAAAAACUAAAACAUAUAAUAAUAUUACGAGGUGGAUGAAACUCAUUCAGGCCCAAGAACCAGUAAUAAAAGCACUCAAAAGUAUUCCAGCUGAUGUACUUGAAAAUUUAUCUAAAAUAUCUUCAAGAUCCACACCAGAAAACAAGGAAACAGGAAUGCGUCAGGAAGGCAAAUUUGUUGAAUUGCCACAUGCUGAGAUGGGCAAAGUGGUUGUGAGAUUCCCUCCCGAGGCAUCUGGCUACCUACACAUUGGGCAUGCUAAGGCAGCUCUUCUAAAUCAAUAUUAUCAGGAGGCCUUCGAAGGAAAGUUGGUAAUGAGAUUUGAUGACACCAACCCAGCUAAGGAGAAUGCUGAGUUUGAAAAGGUGAUAUUAGAAGAUGUUGAAAUGCUUGAAAUAAAACCUGACAUGUUUACACACACUUCGCAAUACUUUGAUCUGAUGCUGCAAUUCUGUGAGAAGCUUAUUAAGGAGGGCAAAGCAUUUGUUGAUGAUACUCCGGCAGAACAGAUGAAGAAUGAACGGGAACAGAGGAUUGAUAGCAGGAAUAAAAGCAACUCUGUAGAAAAGAACUUGCAGCUUUGGGAAGAGAUGAAGAAGGGUAGUGAUAUUGGCGUCCAAAACUGUGUUAGAGCUAUUAUCGAUAUGCAGUCUGCUAAUGGAUGUUUGCGAGAUCCAACUAUAUACAGAUGUAAGCCAGAACCACAUCCGAGAACGGGAACACAAUAUAAAGUGUAUCCAACAUAUGACUUCGCUUGUCCUAUCGUCGAUUCCAUAGAAGGUGUAACACAUGUUCUUAGAACAAUGGAGUAUCAUGACAGGGAUCCACAGUUCUAUUGGUUCAUAGAUGCUUUGGGGCUGCGGAAACCAUAUAUUUGGGAAUACAGCAGGUUAAGUAUGACAAAUACGGUUUUGUCAAAACGAAAGCUGACUUGGUUCGUUGAGCAAGGUCUUGUUGAUGGAUGGGACGAUCCCCGCAUGCCGACUGUCCGCGGUGUCCUCCGUAGAGGCCUGACCGUGGAGGCGUUGAGAAGGUUCAUACGAGCUCAAGGCUCGAGUCGCUCCGUUGUGUUCAUGGAAUGGGAUAAGAUAUGGGCCAUCAACAAGAAGGUCAUUGACCCCGUAGCUCCUAGAUUCACUGCUUUAGAAUCAAAGCCGGUUCCAGUUAACCUCAAAGGCGUCACAUCUGACAGUACUUUAGAUGUGCCGCUACAUCCCAAAAAUCCGGAUGUGGGCAACAAAAAAGUUUGGAUAUCAAAGACAUUAUUGAUAGACCAGGUCGACGCGAAAACAUUGAAGGAGGGGGAAAACGCGACGUUCAUUAACUACGGGAAUAUAAUGAUUGAUAAAAUACACAAGGCCGCCGACGGUACGGUAACAAGAAUAGACGCGACGCCCAAUCUCGAUAAUAAGGACUAUAAAAAGACGUUGAAACUGACGUGGAUAGCGGAGACACCACAGUCGCCGAUGGUGGAAACCUACUGCGUGUACUUCGAUCACAUUAUAUCGAAACCCUUGCUCGGGAAAGACGAGGACUUCAAAAAGUACAUCGGACAUCAGACACGGUGGGAAGUGCCGAUGCUGGGUGAAAUGGCUUUAGAGAGUGUGAAGGAAGGAGACAUCAUUCAGCUACAGCGACGCGGCUUCUUCCGAGUGGACGCGGCGGGGGGACGCUCGGCUCUCACUGGUCAAGUUCACCCGCUCGUAUUAUUACAUGUGCCAGACGGACGAGCGGAAACACAGACGAAACCAAUACAAGCAAUCGCUAAGGAACCAGUCUCCUCUCCAUCUUCAGGCGAUGCUGAGAACUUGAAUAUUGAAAUCACGAAGCAAGGAGACGUGGUGAGAUCACUGAAAACUUCUAAAGCUGAAAAAGCCAAAAUUGAUGAAGCUGUAAAAACCUUGUUGGAUCUUAAAGCCAAGUAUAAGGAAGCUACGGGCCAGGAUUGGAAACCGGGCGCCUCACCAGCCAAGGCUAACUCUUCGCCGAGUAGUGACGUAUCUGCUUUGAAUUCUGAAAUAACAAAGCAAGGGGAUUUGGUUAGAUCACUGAAAGCCUCUAAAGCCGAAAAGGGAAAAGUUGAUGAAGCAGUAAAAGCAUUGUUGGAGCUCAAAGCCAAGUAUAAGGCAGCCACAGGCCAGGAUUGGAAACCAGACGCAGCACCGGUUCAAACAUCACCUGUCUCUGACGCCUCGUCUCUGAACAGCGAGAUCAUUAAACAAGGUGACAUAGUGAGGAGUCUGAAGUCUGCAAAGGCUGAGAAGGCGAAGGUCGAUGAAGCUGUCAAAGUAUUACUGGACUUGAAGAACAAAUAUAAGGCUGCUACCGGACAGGAUUGGAAGCCAGGAAAAACGCCUUUUGUAACUCCGCUAUCAAACUUAAACAGCGAGAUCAUUAAACAAGGUGACUUAGUGAGGAGUCUCAAGUCUGCGAAGGCUGAGAAGGCGAAGGUCGAUGAAGCUGUCAAAGUAUUACUGGAAUUGAAGAACAAAUACAAGGCUGCUACCGGACAGGAUUGGAAGCCGGAAGGAACACAAGCAUCAUCUAACAAUUCAUCAGCUAUGGCAUCAAAUGAAGCUUCGUCCUUGAACAGCGAGAUCAUCAAGCAGGGAGACUUAGUGAGGAGUUUGAAGUCUGCGAAGGCUGAGAAGGCGAAGGUCGAUGAAGCUGUCAAAGUAUUACUGGACUUGAAGAACAAAUAUAAGGCUGCUACCGGACAGGAUUGGAAGCCGACACAAGAAGUCAAGGUCGAUGAUUCCAAAGUGACGGAUAUUUUGAAUGAAAUAACGUCCCAAGGAGAUAAAGUCCGCACUCUCAAGACAGAAAAGGCUGACAAAUCUGUUAUAGACGCAGAGGUUAAAAAUCUUCUAAAUCUUAAAGCUCAAUAUAAGAAUUUAACUGGCAGUGAAUGGACAGCAAAUGCCGCUGCAAAACAAGAUAAUAAGAAGUCUGAGAAGGUAAAAUUUAAGGCGGACUCACAGGCAAGUGCUGGAAAAGCUAAUAAGGCAGAUAAAAAAGAGAAGAAGCCAAAGGAAAACAAACCUAAAGAGCAGGUUAAACCGAAAGAGGAAAGUGGCUCCGGAGUUAAGAAAGUAACCCGCCUCGGUAUGGAAGCGAACAAGGAGACCGACCUUCCAGAGUGGUACUCACAAGUUAUAACUAAGUCGGAAAUGAUAGACUACUACGACAUAUCCGGCUGUUAUAUUCUACGUCCGUGGUCAUUCAGUAUAUGGGAGGGUAUACGGAGCUUCCUUAGCGCUCAAUUCAAGAAAAUGGGAGUCAAAGACGGUUAUUUCCCAAUAUUUGUAUCGAAGGCGGCUCUAGAACGUGAGAAGACCCACAUCUCGGACUUCGCCCCCGAGGUGGCAUGGGUGACGCACUCGGGGUCUUCGGAGCUGGCGGAGCACGUGGCCGUGAGACCCACCUCGGAGACCGUCAUGUACCCCGCGUACGCCAAGUGGAUACAGAGCCACAGAGACUUACCGCUCAGGAUCAACCAGUGGAACAAUGUUGUGAGGUGGGAGUUCAAACAGCCUCAGCCUUUCCUUCGCACGCGUGAGUUCCUCUGGCAGGAAGGACACACGGCCUUCCGCACUAAGGAGGAAGCGGACAAGGAGGUUCUACAUGUACUCGAUCUGUACGCCCAAGUGUAUGAAGAUCUCUUGGCUAUACCGGUUGUGAAGGGAAGGAAGACGGAGAAGGAGAAAUUCGCGGGAGCUGAUUACACCACCACGGUAGAAGCGUACAUACCUGCUAGCGGCAGGGGCAUACAGGGCGCUACGAGUCAUCAUCUCGGACAGAACUUCUCGAAGAUGUUCGAAAUAGUCUACGACGACCCCGACACCCAAGAGAAGAAGUUCGUGUAUCAGAACUCAUGGGGUCUCACUACAAGGACUAUAGGUGUGAUGGUCUUAGUACACGGGGAUGACCGCGGCCUGGUGCUCCCUCCGAGGAUAGCCAGCAUUCAAGUGAUAGUGGUGCCGUGUGGCAUAACCGCAUCCAGCACAGACGAGGAGAGGAAGUCACUCAUAGACGCCUGCAAGCAACUAGCCGAAGAACUGUCUGCGUCCGGCAUCAGAGCUGAAGGAGACUAUAGAGAUAACUACUCCCCUGGGUGGAAGUUCAAUCACUGGGAACUUAAGGGUGUCCCGAUCCGAGCUGAGCUGGGUCCCAAAGAUCUCUCUCGUGGCGAGGUAGUGUGCGUGUCGCGCGUGUCGUCAUCUCGGAGCACCCUCAAGAGGGACGGAGCCCCGGCCGCCAUCGCUGAUAUGUUGGAACAAAUACACAAAGAUAUGCUGGCUAAGGCUACUAAGGAACGUGAUGAACGGUUCUCCAUGGUGACUGAGUGGAAUGACUUCACCGAGGCUUUGGAACGGAAGCAUCUUUUAUAUGCACCGUUCUGUGGAGAUAUUCCAUGCGAGGAUAACAUCAAAACUGACAGCGCUCGCACUGAAGAUGACCCUACCACAGAAGUGAAAGGUCCGGCGAUGGGUGCUAAAUCACUGUGUAUACCUUUCUCUCAACCGCGGCCUUUGAAGCCCGAAGAUAAAUGCAUACAUCCGCUUUGCAAUAAUAAACCCCAAUACAUUACACUCUUUGGCAGAAGCUAUUAAGAGUUAUUAUGUACUGUCACAUAUUUAUUACAAAGUUUUGGAAAUGUA
Molecule: messenger RNA, 5155 nt
Organism: Danaus plexippus (monarch butterfly)
Lineage: Eukaryota; Metazoa; Arthropoda; Insecta; Lepidoptera; Nymphalidae
Gene: GluProRS
Product: bifunctional glutamate/proline--tRNA ligase
Exons: 32
Coding region: 101-5107 (1668 amino acids)
Biological process (GO): translation; prolyl-tRNA aminoacylation; glutamyl-tRNA aminoacylation
Cellular component (GO): aminoacyl-tRNA synthetase multienzyme complex; cytoplasm
Molecular function (GO): ATP binding; proline-tRNA ligase activity; glutamate-tRNA ligase activity
Source: RefSeq, a predicted model, not a curated record